Messenger RNA from Adelges cooleyi (spruce gall adelgid), 1609 nucleotides. Its product is annotated as SET domain-containing protein SmydA-8-like. The record is from RefSeq and is a predicted model, not a curated record. Bases 1 to 1521 code for a protein of 506 amino acids. The transcript has 4 exons. NCBI's taxonomy places the organism in Eukaryota, Metazoa, Arthropoda, Insecta, Hemiptera, Adelgidae.
AUGGCCACCGUGCCGGAACCGUCGCCGUGUUCGGUGUGCCGGCGGCCGGCGGGCCACAGGUGCGGCAAGUGCGGCCGGGCGUCGUACUGCGGCAGACCGCACCAGUUGGCCGACUGGCCCACGCACAAGGCCGAGUGCCGGCGGCCGCCGUACGAGCUCCGCGAGUGCCCGACGCUUGGCCGGCACUGGGUGGCGCGAGACCGCGUGCCGGCCGGCCGAGUGUUACUCGAGGAGAAACCGCUGGCCUGCGGACCCAAACCCGCCUCGCCGCCCGUGUGCCUGGCGUGCCACGCGAGACUCCGGUCGGCGGCCCACAAGUGCCGGGGGUGCGGUUGGCCCGCGUGCGACGCCGGCAAUUCGUGCGGGCCACACCAUUCCGCGGCGGAAUGUCGGCUGAUCGCCGGCCACAGCCCGUUUGGUGACAACGAGUCGUUCGAAAGUUGCGCAUCCCAUUCGGCAUACUGCUUCGUGUUACCGCUUCGGUGUCUGCUGUUGGAAGGCGACAACCGGCGGGCGUUUCGCGGCCUACAGUCGCACUUGAAUGAACGACUGGACACCGCUUUAUACAGAAUCUACCGGGUCAAUCUUGUACAGUUUGUUUUGGACCGGUUGGGCAUGAGAGCGUCGGGGCUCGACGACGUCGACGUGUUGGAGGCGGCCGCCGUUUUGGACACCAACUCGUUCGAAGUGCGUUGCGGUGGUGGCGCCAAAAUCCGAGCCGUCUACGCACAAGCUUCGAUGAUGGCCCACCACUGCAGGCCCAACACCAAGCACGUAUUCGUCGACGGUGGACGUUGGGCCAUCCGCGUGUUGGCCACCGUCGCCAUCGGCGAGGGACAACCGGUGACGGCGACGUACACGCAAUCGUUGUGGCGCACCCGGGAAAGACGGAAACACCUAAAGGCGGCCAAGUGUUUCGAUUGCGCGUGUGACCGGUGCACCGACCCGACGGAAUUCGGCACCCAUUUGGGAUCGGCUGUGUGCUCGGACUGCGGCGGGUACGUUGCGCCCGACCGAGUGGAGUGCAGCGGAGGUUGUGGCACUGAGCACGACCGAGUGGCGUACGAACUCAAAGUGGCCGAAGCGGAACGUCGGGUUCGUAGCUUCGACCGAACAGAUCUGCAGGCGUUCGAAGAUUUCUUAGAGCGUCAAGUAUACGGACCGACGCGUUUGUUUCAUUGCAAUCACUUUGUCGCCGUCAGUGUUAAGUACGCUUUGACUCAGUUGUACAAUGACCGCAUUUUGGAUUUGUCGUCGAAGCAGCUGGACAACAACGUUAAAAUCUGCAAAGAGCUGUUGACUUUGGCUGACGUCUUGGAUCCGGGACUUACGAGGUUUCGAGGGCUUUUGCUGUACUACAUUCAACAGUCGCUGGGCCGGCGGUUAACAAUGAAGCCUAAACGGGACGAUUGCAGAGCGCUGAUUAAAAAGUGUCGCCAAGAAGCCAAAAGCAUAUUGAUUACCGAACCUGACUUGGCGCAUUUAGUGGACUUAUUGCCGAUAACGAUUAAAACCGUAUAGGUACUAGUAUAAAUAUGAAGUCCGGCAAAUCCGUAAAGUAUAGUGCGAUCGCCUUAGACUACCUGCUUGAUUGGUUUGUCCAUUUCAA